Molecule: messenger RNA, 1566 nt
Organism: Prunus mume (Japanese apricot)
Lineage: Eukaryota; Viridiplantae; Streptophyta; Magnoliopsida; Rosales; Rosaceae
Source: RefSeq, a predicted model, not a curated record
AUGGAGGAUGAUGCUAAGAAGUUGGAAGAAGGCCGUCUUCAUAACAAGGAUGAUUUGAUCAGUGAGAAAGUAAAUACAACAUCUGAUCACAAUGGUCGUGGAGAUGCCAUUGACCAUGAUCAUGAGGAUCAUCAUGAGGAGAAGAACAAAGCAGCGGUGGCGGCAGCGCCUCUGGAGGCGGACCAAAUCAAGGGGGAGGAGCAACCAGUACUAGUUGUUAAGCAGAAAAGCAAGAGGGUUGCUACUUUGGAUGCAUUCAGAGGCCUCACCAUAGUGGUGAUGAUAUUGGUAGAUGAUGCUGGAGGAGCAUACGCACGUAUUGACCAUUCACCAUGGAACGGAUGCACAUUGGCCGACUUUGUGAUGCCCUUCUUCCUCUUCAUUGUGGGGGUCGCCAUAGCCCUUGCUCUCAAGAAAAUUCCCAAGAUCAAUGAUGCAAUCAAGAAGAUUAUUUUAAGGACAUUGAAGCUUAUGUUUUGGGGAAUCAUUUUGCAAGGAGGAUACUCCCAUGCGCCAGAUGAUCUCGCUUACGGAGUUGACAUGAAACAAAUUCGAUGGUUUGGCAUCCUCCAGAGAAUAGCAUUGGUUUACUUUGUUGUUGCUCUAAUAGAGACACUCACCACCAAGCUUAGACCAACUGUCCUUGAGCCUGGCCACCUCUCUAUUUUCACAGCAUAUAAAUGGCUUGGAGGGUUCGUCGCUUUCCUCAUCUACAUGAUCACAACAUUUUCAUUAUAUGUUCCAGAUUGGAGUUUCGUGGUAGACAACGAUCAUAGAUCGAAAAAAUACUUGGUUAAGUGUGGGAUGAGAGGACAUCUAGGACCUGCUUGCAAUGCAGUUGGAUAUGUGGAUCGACAGGUCUGGGGCAUAAACCAUCUCUACACACAACCUGUUUGGAGACGCUUGAAGGCCUGCACUCUUAGUUCUCCGAGUGACGGUCCUCUUCGAGAGGGAGCUCCAAGUUGGUGCAGAGGUCCAUUUGAACCAGAGGGCUUGCUGAGUUCCAUUUCAGCUAUCCUUAGCGGCACCAUUGGCAUCCAUUAUGGGCACGUUUUGAUCCAUUUCAAGGGUCACUCUGAGAGGCUCAAACAAUGGGUUUCAAUGGGGUUUAUCUUGAUUGUCAUGGCCAUCAUUCUACAUUUCACAGAUGCUAUUCCAAUCAAUAAGCAACUCUACAGCUUCAGCUACGUUUGUUUCACAGCUGGUGCAGCUGGACUGGUUUUUUCUGGAUUUUAUUUACUGAUUGAUGUUUGGGGCUACCGGACGCCGUUUUUGUUCCUAGAAUGGAUAGGAAUGAAUGCAAUGCUAGUGUUUGUGAUGGCAGCUCAGGGCAUCUUUGCAGCAUUUGUAAAUGGAUGGUAUUAUAAAUCUCCAGACAAUUCACUUGUGCAUUGGAUCCAGGAACAUGUUUUCAUCAAUGUAUGGCACUCAGAGAGGCUAGGAACCCUCCUAUAUGUCAUAUUUGGUGAGAUCUUAUUCUGGGGAGUAGUUGCAGGCAUCUUGCACAAAUUCAGAAUAUACUGGAAGCUGUAGAAGCAGAAAAACAGAAGGCAACAAAGAUUAAAA